Messenger RNA from Saccharomyces mikatae IFO 1815, 600 nucleotides. RefSeq names its product tubulin-binding prefolding complex subunit PAC10 (gene PAC10). The transcript has a single exon. Gene Ontology annotation, biological process: tubulin complex assembly; microtubule-based process; protein folding. Gene Ontology annotation, molecular function: tubulin binding. The record is from RefSeq and is a predicted model, not a curated record. NCBI's taxonomy places the organism in Eukaryota, Fungi, Ascomycota, Saccharomycetes, Saccharomycetales, Saccharomycetaceae. Gene Ontology annotation, cellular component: cytoplasm; prefoldin complex. The coding region runs from base 1 to 600 and encodes 199 amino acids.
AUGGACACAUUAUUCAACUCUACAGAAAAAAAUGCCAGGGGCAUACCGCAGGCUCCAUUCAUUGAGAACGUCAACGAUAUAAUUAAGGACCCAAGCGACUUCGAGCUGUGCUUCAAUAAGUUCCAGGAACGGCUUUCUAAAUAUAAAUUCAUGCAGGAGUCAAAAAUGGCUACAAUAAAGCAAUUGAAGAGCAGGAUCCCGGACUUGCAAAACACACUGAAGAUAUGUCAAAGUCUGCGCAAUCGAACUGUCGAAGACAACGAGAGCGCUGAACCUAUUCUACUGCACUACCAAUUGAACGACACGCUCUACACAAAGGCUCAGGUUGACAUACCAGAAGAUCGGGCUGAUCUGAAAGUUGGGCUGUGGUUGGGUGCAGACGUGAUGCUGGAAUAUCCCAUUGACGAGGCCAUCGAGCUGUUGCAGAAGAAAUUGGUGGACUCGGAACAGUCUCUAACAGUUUCUACGGAGGAUGUAGAGUUUUUGAGGGAGAACAUUACCACGAUGGAAGUCAAUUGCGCUAGAUUGUAUAACUGGGACGUACAAAGAAGGCAGGACUUAAAGCAGGCUCAAGAAGGGACCAAAAACCUCAAGAUAUAA